Messenger RNA from Porites evermanni, 3219 nucleotides. The record is from the annotation of a GenBank genome assembly. NCBI's taxonomy places the organism in Eukaryota, Metazoa, Cnidaria, Anthozoa, Scleractinia, Poritidae.
AUGUACGGCGCCUUGUGGAGAAGUUUGCGUUCACCGUUGACGCGGCCAAUGGCGCGUCAGAUGGCAAGCCAUCCGACACCAGAGGAACUUGGUUUGACGGGAUGGAAAUACUACUUGAACAGUGAAACCAUUGUUGGGAGACGUAAUGUGAGUAAUUAUUAGGUGGUCACAUCCUCUACAAAAUAUACAUAAAUCUCCUCACUCGUAAAUAAGCCCAAACUGAUAAGGUUAUAUUAAGCUUAUAUUGUUUAGGUACUUUGCGAAUAUAUUGCAUUGAUUAAUCCAGCUAUUUGUGAACUCUGGNUUCCCAGGACAAAUUAGCGCACUAACACACACAAUUCAACCAGAGUACGUUUCAAAUAUCAUCUUGAUUAUGGUGAUGUUCUCCUUUCCUUGUUUUAGGACAAACCACAAUGUACGGCGCCUUGUGGAGAAGUUUGCGUUCACCGUUGACGCGGCCAAUGGCGCGUCAGAUGGCAAGCCAUCCGACACCAGAGGAACUUGGUUUGACAGGAUGGAAAUACUACUUGAACAGUGAAACCAUUGUUGGGAGACGUAAUGUAAGUAAUUAUUAGGUGGUCACAUCCUCCACAAAAUAUACACAAAUCUCCUCACUCGUAAAUAAGCCCAAACUUAUAAGGUUAUAUUAAGCUUAUAUUGUUUAGGUACUUUGCGAAUAUAUUGCAUUGAUUAAUCCAGCUACUUGUGAACUCUGGGAUUUUUUUUACAUCUCUAACUACGAAAUCCGUGUUUUUUUUUGCUGUGAGUGUCCUCUUUUUAUUUUACUUGUAGCACAAUAGUCAGGUACACUUCGAUGUAAGAGUUCACAAACUCUUUUGAACACAUCUCAGUGAAAUAGUGACAAAUUAAAUUUAAACUUGGCAAAUUUGUACUUUCAAAAGAGUUCAAGAUGCCCAGGGGCCCCACUCACAUAUUUUAAUGACGGGGGGGUCCGAAGGAUUUUUUUGGGUCUGACAUUUUGGCCAAAAGGGAUUUUUUUGGGUCUAUGAAAGAUGCCGGGAUUUUUUUGGGUAUUGUAUUUUUCAUCAGCUCAAAUCAAAAAUAACAUAAGCGCAAUUUAUAGUUUUGUUUUUGACCAAAACCAAAGUUGAAGUUGGCAUAUUUUAGCUUUCCAGAAGAUAUAUAAUAAAAUUUGCUGAUGCAAAAACACUGAGGGAUUUUUUUGGGUAUGCUAAAAAAGUAGGGAUUUUUUUGGGUAGACAAAUUCUGAAGUUGGGAUUUUUUUGGGUAUAAAAUAUGAACCUCUGUCGGACCCCCCCGUCAUUAAAGUAUGUGAGUGGGGCCCCUGGGUCAAGAUGUGUUAUUGUGUUUUAUGUACCGUAUAUAUUACCGUUAUUGUGUUGUUAUUGUGUUGUAUGUACCGUAUUCAUUCGGCAAUAAGCCAAUCUUGGCUAUUAGCCGCGACCCUAAACUUUCAACUCGUAGAAUCAGCUUAACCAAGAACAAAAGAUAAAUCCAAACCACCCGGCUAUAAGUCAAAACCCAUUCAUUACAAGACUUUCAGCAACUCGAAAAAAAUUUGACCUUCUCUAGGAAAACGUACAAACUAUUGUUGUUUGGGCUUUUCACUGCUACAUGUUUUGUAUUGAUCUUUCCUUAUGUUAGCCUGAAUAUCAUCCGAUAACUUCGAGUCGUGAUUUCUCCCUCAGUAACGUCUGAGAGGAGAAAACGACUCGAAGCAAUUGAAUGAAUUUCAGGCUACCCUCAUGUUUUCCUCCCAUUAUGCUUGAAAUGAUCACAUAAGUCGUCUUUCAAUCCAAACAAACCACAUCAGUUUGCAUUGCGUUUGUCUGUGCCUAGUAACCAGGCAAAUGUUUUGAAGCACAUGUUUGACCUAACAUGGCGGAUUGUUUACACAUUUCAUGACAUUUUUCAUUUGUUUUACACCUUCCCUCAUUGUCAAAGGCUGAUCAAUGUGAGAUUUAGUUGUGAGAUCUGUUUUUGUCAGCUAUUUGGACAAUUUGGGACUGAAUUUCUGUACUUAGCUAACUUAACAUUCACAUUUGUAGUUAUGUGAUCAAUGCGAUCUUUUGCUGCUAUUUGCUCAGCUUAUAAGUGAAUACAUCUCCAUUUAGUCAGAGUUUAGUAGAUUUUCAAUGCACUGAAAAAAUUAUUUUGUCAAAAACUCCUGGGUAUGAGCCGAGACCCCCGCUCAAAUUUCACUGAACUUUGGCUUUAAUUUGUGUAAAAAUACCUCGGCUUAUAGCCAAAUAAAUACAGUAACUGUGGAAAAUUAUAGAAGACUGAAGAUACACAUAUCAAGUAAUUUGUGUAAACAGAGAAAGUACCUAAAUGUUGUGCUCAAAAUGUGCAGAUUGAAAUAUCUGAUUAUGUCCAUUUAUUAAUUUUUUUUAAGACACAUUUUUUUUACUUUGAUCUUACUUUUCUGAUCUUGAGUGUAUAAUGAUCAAAUUAUCAGCACAUCUUGGAGUAGGAAAAGCUGCAAAAGUCCAUUACAUCCCCCGAAUUUCCAUGCAAAAAGCCUCACAGUCAAAGAAGUUCUUUGUAAACUCUUCUUCUUCUAGCUUUGCUUGGUUCUGCUGAGUUUUCAAGGGCUAGAGCAACCCCCAAAGUAAGAUGGUGUUUUUAUGCAACUCACCGGUUGUCUUUACACUAGGCUGUUAAGUAAGACUUAAGAGCUGCUAAGUUUUACUUAACUAAAAAUGCGUGUGUGAAGGCCUAAGUAAAAUCUCAAGUAACUUUACUUUGCAUCUCAUUAAAGUCGGAAAGUUGAAAAGAUUCAAGAAAGUUUCAAGUGACUUGAAAACCAUCCUUAAAACCGACUUAGUGAACUUGUGGUUUCUAAGCUUUGAAAAAGGCAAAGCAUGUCAAUCAACCUUAAUUAUGUUGCGUGGCAAAAUAGGCUUAAGUAAACCUGAAGCAAAAAAGAUAGGUUGUGUGUGAAGCUUUCUUUUACUUGAAGAAUUUAAAAUUUACUUGUCUUGAAAUAUUUCUUAGCUUAUUUAGGCUCUAGUGUAAAGACUACCACAACAACAAAAGGGAAUUAUUGUUCUUAUAUCCAGUUUGUGUUAAACUUCUCUAUAGUAUUAGUUAUUGGUUUGUUUUCUGUUGAAAUUUAUCCAAAGAACAUGAUUUUCCUUGCAGAUUGUGUUAGCUGUUUAUGGCACUCUUACUGGAAUCUAUAUCUUUUCAAAGCUGAGGAAGCCCAAGAAAGAAGCCACACCACAAGCCCACUGA